Limulus polyphemus (Atlantic horseshoe crab) is the source of this 6368-nucleotide messenger RNA. Its product is annotated as nuclear receptor subfamily 2 group C member 2-like. The record is from RefSeq and is a predicted model, not a curated record. The coding region runs from base 166 to 2016 and encodes 616 amino acids. Gene Ontology annotation, molecular function: nuclear receptor activity; zinc ion binding; RNA polymerase II cis-regulatory region sequence-specific DNA binding. Gene Ontology annotation, biological process: anatomical structure development; regulation of transcription by RNA polymerase II; cell differentiation. Lineage: Eukaryota; Metazoa; Arthropoda; Merostomata; Xiphosura; Limulidae. The transcript is spliced from 15 exons.
CCGGGAAUAUUUGUGCAUGUAGCAUUUCUUAAAGGUCGUGAACUCUAACCUUUUCUUUGCAAACAUAUAGUUUUUGGUAACUGUUUUUGAGAUUGGUGAUAGACAGAAGCCAAAACUGAUAAUAAUGACCCCACAAGAGUUGACGACCUUCAUGACUGUUCGACCAUGACAUCAAGGAAGAACAAACAAUUGACAUCUAAUCAAGAGAAAGACUGUGAUUCCAAUUCCAAAGACUCAAGAACAACAAAAGACGAGUUGGAACAAAUUGAUAAUCCAUUUAAGAAUCAGCUGGCUUUGGUUCUGAGUAAGGAUAAGCCAAAAAAAUCUCCAACUUUGAGUUCAACCGAGAAUGAGAUGGCAGGAAUUAAAACUGAACCUGACAGUCCGGUGAAUGAUCACAUAGAUUACCUUCAGAUCAGUUGUUCCUCAAGUGAGUCUCCUUUGGGUAAUACAUUGACUCUGGUUCCAACCAACUUUAAUUCAUCAGAUUGGGCAAUCAAAGUGAAGGAGUUACAAACUGCUGAGCAGUUAGCGAGAAUGAGAGACCAAGAACCAUUUUUAAGAAAAGAAUAUGAGCAGAAACCACCAUUUGAACUGUGUGUUGUAUGUGGUGACAAAGCUUCAGGUCGCCAUUAUGGGGCAAUCAGUUGUGAAGGAUGUAAAGGUUUCUUUAAGAGAAGUAUACGUAAACAGUUAGGUUAUGCUUGCCGUGGAAAUCGAGAUUGUGAAGUCACCAAACAUCAUCGUAAUCGGUGUCAGUACUGCCGUUUGCAGAAGUGCCUAGCCAUGGGAAUGAGGGCGGACUGUAAGUUGGCAUCUGUUCAGUCAGAGAGAAAACCAGCAGGUGAUAACCGAGACAAAAGCAUAAACUCUUUAUCAACCAAAAAUUCCUCAUUAUAUCCUCGUCAAGAUUACCGCUCCACUCUUGCAGUUCCUACAUAUGUCUCUGAAAAGGUGUGUUUAAGAAACUGGGGUGAUACAAGAGGAAACAGUUUAUUAGACUCGGCACUGACAUGCAGUAACAUUAGCAACAGUGAUGGUACUAAUGCAGAAUUGAGUACACUAGCUAAUGUGCUGGUCACUAUGAAACAUUCAAGUAGUGGUCACUCAAAUGUAUUGACCAAUGGAGACUCGGAGUUGAAUAGAUACAAUUUACCAAAGGAAAAAAAUGUGAUCUCGAAAGCUUUUGACACUAUUGCCAAGGCUGCCUUACAACAAAACUCUUCACUAGUUGAUGGGGUAGCCACCAGCUGUUCUGAUCAGAUAGGUCUUCACAUGGACUCAGAUAAUGAGUCUUUGUUUGAAUUAGAAGGCCCUCUGCUUCUGGACAGUCAUGUAGCAUUUAACUUGACCACUCCAAACCCAGGGAGCUCUUUCCUCAAUGUCCAUUACAUCUGUGAAAGUGCUUCACGACUUCUCUUCCUGUCUGUCCACUGGGCAAGGUCCAUUCCAGCAUUCCAGCUACUUCUCCCACAAGUCCAAGCGACAUUAGUGCGAGGAAGUUGGAGUGAGCUCUUUACACUAGGAUUGGCACAGUGUUCCCAACUAAUGUCUUUAGCCACCAUCUUGACAGCUAUUGUCAGUCAUCUUCAAAACAGUGUACAGCAAGAUCGUCUUUCUGCUGAAAGAGUGAAACAGGUUACAGACCACAUCUGUAAACUCCAAGAGUUUGUCAACUCUAUGCUACGCUUACAGGUUGAUGAACACGAAUAUGCUUACUUGAAAGCCAUAGUGCUGUUUAGUCCAGAUCAUCCUUCAUUACCAAGUGCCCGACAAGUGGAGAAGUUUCAGGAAAAAGCUUAUCAGGAACUGAGGUCAUAUAUUGCACAGACUUUCCCUGAAAACAGUGAUAGGUUUGCUAAAUUACUUCUCAGGCUUCCUGCUCUGCGAUCCUUACAGCCAAAUAUAACCGAAGAACUAUUCUUUGCUGGUUUAAUAGGGAACGUUCAGAUUGACAGUAUCAUUCCUUACAUCUUGAACAUGGACUCUAGUGAAUACACACCUGACAUGGCAUGAAAGACUGGAGAUCAGAGAAGCAGGUCAAAGCUCCUGUACAGCACUGAACCCCUGUUUGUAGUUUCAGUUAUCAGUUCAUUACAAGAAGGGUGUCAGACAUGUAAUAUAUAUAUGCUUUUUCUAAACCUAGUUCUGUAGAUUUUUGAGAUAUGUUUUGGUGCACUUUCCAUUCCAGAUACAGAAUAAUUGUCAAGCGCAGAACAACAAAAGUUGUGCUUUACUAGGACUAAACUUCCUUUAAAAAUUAGUUAAUGAAAUAAAUGAAAAACUUUUGGUGUUAAUUUUGUAAUUAAUUUAUUUGUAAUGUAGUGAUCUUUAUUUAAACUAUGUGGAUGUUUACUUGUAAACCACAACUUGAGUGGGUAAUAUAUAGACAAUUCUACUAUGUUAUGGAACUGUUCUUUUUUCAACUGUUUAUACAGUUAUAUUAAACAUGAAGUACAGGUGUUCAUUAUAAUUAUAAAAAUAAUAUAAUUGUAUGCAGUCAACAGUAGGUGAUGGGCCAAAAGUUCAACAUCAAGAAAGUGUUUUGGUAGAUAUGUAUUGUUACUGUUGUUUGACUAAAAGUUCUAAAUAAGGUCUUGGAAACAUGAUAAUUGUUUCUUACACUUUGUGAUUAUUCUUGUAUUUCUUUGUAGUAUUUUAAUAGAUUCAAGUAUUUACCCUAUAGGUCUUGCUGAAAUGUUGCUCAUCAUUAAUUUCAGUGAUGUUUGAAAAUUCAGUACUUUUUUGGAAAACAAAAUGCAGCCCUUUUUUUAGGAUAUUAUGGUAUGUUUAAAUGAAAUGAUUGAUUAAGCAGUUGGACUGAAAAAUAUCAAGAAACUUUCACUAUCCUAUAUGCUUUCUAGUUGGCAGAAUAAAAUGCAAGAGAAGUUACAAACAUUCUGAUUGCACAAAAGAACAAUGACUACUUCUCUUGAUGCAUUAAAUAUAAAGCUCUCGUUCAAAACAGAACAAAGCAUUAUGGUGAUCAAAUGAUACUAAUAUUUCCAUCAGUGAUGAAAUUUGCUUCAUUUGAGAAUGUUUUAAAGUUACAUGUGGUACAUAAAAUGCCAUUAAAGGCACAUGCAUAACAUGCUUUUCUUUAGGAAAUAAUUUAGUACAAAGUACUGAUAAGGUAAAAGUCACACACUCCAACAUGGGAAAGGUUGUCAUUAAACCUAAAGUGAACAGUCAGCAUGUAACUUGCUGUAGGAAAGUAGAGAGUUUUGUGAUAUUAAAUCAAUGGUUGCAAAGCUGAUUAAAAUAUUGUUAAUUUGAGGUAUUAUAUGAAAUUUCUAGAGAUCUUCCUUUUGAGGGUCACUUAGAUAAGCAUCAGGUUCUAGAAAAAGAAUGCAUUGAAUAAUUUGUUGACUCACUUCAGUGGACAUAUGCCAACCUUAAAAAUUGCUCCAGUUUCUCGGUGUCUACCAAGAAUCAAUACACUUACAAAGGAAUGAAAAAAUGGUUACAGUUGUGUGAUAACCACAUUGUCUGUAUAUGAGGUUCGUCAUUCCAUUUGUAGAAAGCAAUUAGUGCUUUUGCUCGUUUUUUAAUUUAAGAAGCAUUUUGUGCUUUUUUUAUGUGAUAUAACCUUUGUUAAUAUAAAUUGAGAGUUAAAAUAUAACUCCUUGAUUAACUGAGACGUUGAGUAUUUGUUGAUGAAAGUGUAGUUAAUUUUUGAACAUGGCUGUAUACUGUUUGUGUUAGUGAUAUAUAUGUUGAUUUUUAUGUUACAGAAAGAUUUUUUUUUCUGAAGUCAAUGUUUUUCUCCACUUUAAAGAUAAAACCGCAAAGAAUAUACCUUCUCCUGAGUUAAUAAGGUACAAAAAUAUUCAUAUCUAAAUAAAACAAAAUUCAAUACAAGUACAUUUCUUUCAGUAAAUUUUAAUUUAUGGCCAAAGCUUUUCUCUCUUUACUUAGAGUGAAGUGGUCUGUGCUUUGUUUAGAACAUAUCAUCUGGCUGGGGGAAUCCCUCAGUAGAUUAAAAUUUUUGAGUGACACCGAAAGACAUCAAACUUUUACUGUAUUUCUUUUCAUGAAAAGAAAUUUGCUCAUAGUCACACAAGGAAUUUCCUAUGUUCUCAUGUCUAAAGGAGCUUUGUGGCAAUGAAUAAAUCCCAUUGAAUUAUUAGCAUAAGAACUUUCUUAUUAGCUAGCAAGAAUUCAGGUCUCAUUUUUCCCACAGAUUUCAACUAUUUUAUGAAAAUAAGGAUACAAAAUAAAUCAUUAAUAGAGAUGUAACUUGAGCAUCAUACCUAAUAGAUAGGGCACAGAUAUCCCAGUUGCUUUGCACCAAAAAUUCCCUUGCCCAAACCAAACCUAAUAGAUAACCAUUAGGAAACUCAUAGUUAUCAUACCUUGUUGAGUCAUCCAAAGUUUAAUCAAUACAUAUAUCCUAUAGAAGUCAAUUUUUUAUCCUUAUUUUUACAAAAAAAAAUCUAUGUAUCAAUUUACUUGAAUUCCUGACUUAAUAUAAAGUUGUCAAAAAUAUAUUUUAUUUUUCCUAUUUAGUAAAAAUUUAAAUGAAAAGGAUUAAGAAUUUAUUAAACAAAAAUGUAAAAAUAAUUAUAGUAAAUUACUCUACAUUGUUUAAUACCUUUGAAAGAUGUCAAUUCAGGUAGACAAAAGAUUGCUGUAUUCUUCUUAAUGUAGUGUGGUUGAUUUUAGAAACUAAUUACUGAGUUGGUCUUUAUUUGUGUAAAUUAUUACAAAUCAUAUAUUUUUUUUUCUAUAAAAUGUAGAUGUUCUGGAAUGGAAAGUGCUUUAAUUUUGAAGUUUUUAAUUUUUUUUGUAGCUAUCCAUCCCGGUUUUAUUUUACUCGUUAUAAAAGGGUCAUUUGUAAAUUGAGUAUCUUUAGAAUUUGUUGAAUCUAUGUUUAGUCCAGCCUUUAAGUAUCUUAAGUUCUACAUAAUGUUGAUUUUUGUACAGAGUAGACCAAAAUUACAAGACCAAUUGGUUCAGAACAGUGUUAAGUAAUGUUUUUUUGAAAAGGUUUUUCCCUCUUAAGAGAUCACAUUUCUUAAAGCAGAAGAAAUUUCAGUUUGUCAUUGUUAUACACAGUUCUGUUAGUUAUCUCAAGUAUGAUAAAGAAAUGUAACUUUUAUUAGUUGUUGAAAGAGGAAUAUGUCUAUGUUGUUCCAUGAUCUAUCAGUUUUGACAAAAAAUUUUCAACUUGAAACAACUGUAAGUUUGGAACAUAUUUCUGCUCUUUUCUCUUAAAAAUUUAUGUUCACAAAAUGACAAUCUCAGGUUCAGCAGUUUCACCAAUAUGAUGUUUUUUUGUUUAUACAAAAAGUCUGGCUUUGAAUUACCAGACUGGUAGGAGGGGGGGGGUGAUAUGGAGAUUUUAACUUUUUCUUUUCUUCAAAUCUCUCAUUAUGUGAUAAUAUCAGCAAGAUAUAUUUGUUAAAAAUAAAAACGUACUUCAGUGAUAGCCUAACUAGGUGAGAUUUUCUACAGGUUCAUUAUUAGUCGAUUUCAAGUUCAUUGCAUAUUCAACGUUUUUCCUCCAUGAGUCACAUAACCAUUUUUAGAAACAUUUUCUAUAAGAUUUGUUAGAAUCUUACUCUGAAAAUUUGUCAUUAACAUUGUUUAAAUAAUUAAAUAUUUGUCAUUAAAAGCACUGAAGUCAGAAUAGUUGCAUUGUCAGAAGUACUUGAUGUUUUUCAAAUUUCCACUGGCUAGAACGUUAAGGUCCUAGAAAAAUCAUUUAUCUAACAGUUGAGGUUGAACUGGGUAACCAGAUUGUAAUACAUGUUAUUGUUAGCCCAAUUUAAAUUACAUAAAUUCAAUGUACCAGUAUUAGUAUUUACUUGUGUGAACUGUUUAAAAAUAUAAUCCACAAAACACAUUGCCUUCCUAAGCCUAUUUGGAAAAAUUUACAGUUGAAGUGUAUCAUAUUAUAAUCAAAGAACAUGUACAAAAUGCUUACACUGUUAGCACCUAAAGCAUGAUGAUUAGGCUUAAAUUCCUUUUAUCAUUCAUACCCAAGUUUAAAAUUUCAGUCCUGAGUUAUUUUAAUGCUACUGCUAGUUUCUGCCAAGCAAGCUGAAUGCCUUGGGAGUGAUCCUAUAAACUGGUGAACAAACAUUUCUGUUAGGUAUGCCUGUCAAUCUAUGUAGGUUAUGGAACUACACAUAAAGUAAAUUAUUUGUGAUUUGUGAGACUUUUCACUUUUUCUGUACAGCUUGUUUCUUCCAGCCUGGUGUAUUUGUAGAUGAUAUUUGUCUCCAGUUGUUAUUGUGGUCUGAGCAACUGGUGACCAGUGUAGUUCGAUCUAAUUGUACAACAUGCUGUAAUUUAUACACCACUUCUUAGCCUGUGAUUCUGGAUUUUUAUGGAAUAAAAUAUAGAGAUCACAUUUGAAAGAA